This is a messenger RNA of Zootoca vivipara (common lizard), 1539 nucleotides long. NCBI's taxonomy places the organism in Eukaryota, Metazoa, Chordata, Lepidosauria, Squamata, Lacertidae. The record is from RefSeq and is a predicted model, not a curated record.
AUGGAAAGUUGGUCAGUUGAUCAAGUCUGCAACUGGUUGCUACUGAAAAACUUAGGAGACCUGGUUCCUAAAUUUCGUGAGGAAGAAGUGGGUGGAGCUGCUAUGUUGGCUCUUAACGACAGGAUGGUUCAGCAGCUGGUCAAGAAAAUUGGGCACCAGGCAGUGUUAAUGGAUCUGAUUAAAAAAUGCAAGCAGCAGACAGAAGGACCAGCUUUUACCUGCAAAGUGCCCUUCUCUGAGUCACCAGGAGAAUUCAGUGGGUAAGGCUCUGCAAAGAAAAAUAAAGGAAGCAACAAAAGCAUUCCAUUUAUAUUCCAGUCAGAGGGCCGUGAUGAUGGAUCCAUUGACCAAAGAGUUCUCAAACAAAAGAAAAACAUGAGGCAUGUUUUAACAAGAUGCAAAACAUUGCAAUGGACAAAUUCAUAUAUUCUGCCUGAGUUCCCUUAUGAUGUCAAAUGCAUAUUAGCAGAAAGAAAAUGCCCUGGCCACAGUGUGAGAAUAAGGAUAAUUGAAUUCUUGCAAGCUGACAUGACAAAGUAUCUUGAAGGAUCACUAUAUCCAACCACUCAACAGUAUAAUGAUGUUGUCAAUGAAUUGCUCCAGGCAUACCCUUUUCUUGAUGAGGAUGGGAAUGGCUUUUUUCUAUGGAAACAAGCCCUUAAAGACCGUUUCAAGUAUGUGCGGAGACCGAUAGAGGAUGAUGAACAGGUGGUGAGAAAUAAAUGCAAGUUUGGACACAGGCGAGGGCAGACCAGAAAAUCUUCUGAAAACAGGUGUGAGAAGGUCCAAGGAGUGCACACAAAAGUUAAAAACAUUUACAAUGAAGACCUUGAUGUUGAGAUAAUUGAACAUAUUAGCUGGUUUAAGGAAGAAUAUAUGAAAACGGAGAGAAAUUGGGUAGAAGUGGACAACAGGAUGACCAAGACUUUAGAAAUUAGAAGGAAGAUGAUCAAUAAAGAGAGGAAGCCUUUGAAGGAAAUUCUCAGCCUAUUCCCAUUUUUAAAGUGUCCUUAUCAGCUCUUCAGAGAAUAUCAUCUUCUAACACGGAAAGACAUUUACAAGAAAACAGCUGAGAUUUUGGAAGCGUAUUCAGAGGACAUACUGACGUCGUAUGUGGUGAAGAAUAGUCCAGUUAUUGUUGCUCUGCAGAAGAACCUGAAGCAGUACAUGGAAGAUGACAUUCGGACAUAUAUGAAUAUUACUGCCACAUGUUUACUUUUGCCAGAUGUUUUUGGAGAGGAUUCCUGUUUGCUGGCUGCUGUGAAUGAGGAGGUGAAAGUGUCAACACCAGUACUAGAAGUAAAAUACCCAUUUGAUGUAAACGUGUGUGAGUGUUCCCUGUAUGUGGAGAAGGAGAAAUUGGCCCAGCUGGAUGAUUGUUCAAUGGCCCUCGCUGCUCUGCUGGCUUCCUACCAUGUCUUCGGCAUUCCAUACCCCAAAAGACUGUACAAUACCCUUCACUUUUUGGAGUCCCUCAUCUUUGAAGUCAAGUGUCCGCAGUUACUUUCAGCAAAAAUCAGGGAACUGGGGAAAAUGUGA